UACAUUCCACCUUCCAUGAUGGAGCACACCCUGCCACCUCCCCCAUCAGGACUGCCUUUCAAUGCCCAACCUCGGGAGAGAUUGAAGAAUCCUAAUGCUCCAAUGUUACCACCACCAAAAAACAAGGAAGAUUUUGAGAAGGAAUUUGCUCGCUUUGAUACAUCGAAUGAUAGAGUUUGUGGUUCGGGAAGGGCCCAUGUUCGAAGCCAUGAUCAUGAACCGAGAAAUCAACAACCCAAUGUUCAGGUUUUUAUUUGAAAACCAGACUCCAGCCCAUGUGUAUUAUCGAUGGAAGCUUUAUUCAAUUCUUCAGGGGGAUGCUCCAACCAAGUGGAGGACAGAAGAUUUCCGUAUGUUCAAAAAUGGAUCCUUCUGGAGGCCACCACCAUUGAAUCCAUACUUGCAUGGGAUGUCAGAAGAGCAAGAAACGGAAGCGUUUGUGGAGGAACCGAACAAGAAGGGUGCACUUAAGGAAGAACAGAGGGACAAACUAGAGGAAAUUCUACGUGGAUUAACACCUCGGAAGAACGACAUUGGUGAUGCAAUGGUUUUCUGUCUAAAUAAUGCGGAAGCUGCUGAGGAAAUUGUGGACUGCAUUACAGAGUCACUGUCCAUCCUCAAGACUCCUCUUCCUAAGAAGAUCGCAAGAUUGUAUCUAGUGUCGGAUGUGUUAUACAACUCUUCAGCUAAAGUUGCCAAUGCUUCCUACUAUAGAAAAUUUUUUGAAACAAAAUUAUGUCAGAUAUUCUCUGAUCUCAAUGCUACUUACCGUACAAUACAAGGCCAUUUACAGUCUGAAAAUUUCAAGCAACGGGUGAUGACAUGCUUCCGAGCAUGGGAAGACUGGGCAAUCUAUCCAGAACCUUUUCUGAUCAAACUGCAGAAUAUUUUCUUGGGACUUGUAAAUAUCAUGGAGGAUAAAGAAACAGAGGAAGUACCGGAUGAUCUUGAUGGUGCUCCCAUUGAGGAAGAGCUCGAUGGUGCUCCACUAGAAGAUGUGGAUGGAAUUCCUAUUGAUGCUGCUCCUAUUGAUGAUCUGGAUGGAGUCCCAAUUAAAUCCCUGGAUGAUGAUCUUGAUGGAGUUCCUUUGGAUACAACUGAAGACUCAAAAAAGAAUGAGCCUAUAUUUAAAGUUGCCCCUUCAAAGUGGGAAGCAGUGGAUGAAUCUGAACUGGAAGCUCAAGCUGUUACUACUUCUAAGUGGGAACUUUUUGACCAACAUGAAGAAUCUGAGGAGGAGGAAAUUCAAAAUCAAGAAGAAGAAAGUGAAGAUGAAGAAGACACACAGAGUUCCAAGUCAGAAGAACAACACAUGUAUUCCAAUCCUAUUAAAGAGGAAAUGCCUGAAUCCAAGUCAUCAGUCAAAUAUUCGGAAAUGAGUGAAGAAAAGCGUGCCAAACUCCGAGAGAUAGAGCUUAAGGUGAUGAAGUUUCAGGAUGAGUUAGAGUCUGGGAAAAGACCCAAGAAGCCAGGCCAGAGUUUUCAGGAACAGGUUGAACACUAUAGAGACAAGCUGCUCCAGAGGGAAAAAGAAAAAGAGAUGGAAAGAGAACGGGACAGAGACAAAAAGGACAAGGAAAAGUCUGAGACCAGGUCCAAAGAUAAGAAGGAAAAAGAAGAAUGUACACCAACACGAAAAGAGAGGAAAAGGCGGCACAGCGCUUCCCCCAGCCCGUCCCGCAGCAGCGGCAGCCGCCGAGCCAAGUCGCCCUCGCCCAAAUCGGAACGCUCCGAGCGCUCCGAGCGCUCGCACAAGGAGAGCUCCCGCUCCCGCUCCUCACACAAAGAUUCUCCCAGAGAUGUCAGUAAAAAAGGCAAAAGGUCGCCAUCUGGCUCCAGGACACCCAAAAGAUCAAGAAGAUCACGAUCCAGAUCCCCUAAAAAGUCAGGGAAAAAAUCCAGGUCUCAGUCCCGUUCUCCUCACAGAUCUCACAAGAAAUCAAAGAAAAGCAAACACUGACAUUCUUAAUAUUUUUUAUGAUGCUGUCACUUACUGGAAAUGCAGUUUUGUUUUGUGCCUGAACAGUCUGUUUAAAAACAAAAAAGCAUUCCUGAUUUUUUUUUUUUUUUGUGAAUGCACGUGUAUACUCAUGAGUAUCAGCAUCUGUAGACCUGUCAUUGUUUUAUAUUGUACAAAAUAUCUUCAUUGUGACUAUUUCCCAAAAGAAACAUUUUUGUGUUUAGAAGUUUCAUCAGAAAUGUGUGUAACUGAUCUGCUGGCAGUAGUGAUAUUUUGUUUUUAGAAUGUUGUGACAUAGCAGAAAUAACCCAAAUGUCCCCCUUUUUGUAGCUUUGACAAUUUGAAUUAGAUUUCAAAUAAAAUCUGAACAGAAAAUGAA
Messenger RNA from Catharus ustulatus (Swainson's thrush), 2339 nucleotides. Its product is annotated as U2 snRNP-associated SURP motif-containing protein. Gene Ontology annotation, cellular component: nucleus. The record is from RefSeq and is a predicted model, not a curated record. Gene Ontology annotation, biological process: RNA processing. The transcript is spliced from 16 exons. Gene Ontology annotation, molecular function: RNA binding. The coding region runs from base 95 to 1960 and encodes 621 amino acids. Lineage: Eukaryota; Metazoa; Chordata; Aves; Passeriformes; Turdidae.